AUGGAAUUUGAUUGCGAGGGUCUGAGACGGUUGCUUGGCAAGUACAAAUUCAGAGAUCUAACUGUGGAAGAGCUAAAGAAUGUCAAUAUGUUUUAUCCACAUUUCAGAUAUUCUGUGGACACCUAUGUUUUUAAAGAUAGUUCCCAGAAAGACCUGCUGAAUUUUUCUGGCACUGUUCCUGUGAUGUACCAGGGUAAUACAUACAACAUACCAAUUCACUUGUGGAUUUUGGAUUCUCACCCUUUUGCUCCACCCAUUUGCUUCUUGAAGCCAACUGCAAAUAUGGGAAUCUCAGUUGGAAAACAUGUGGAUGCUCAAGGCAGAAUAUACUUGCCCUAUCUCCAAAACUGGAGCCAUCCCAAAUCUGUCAUUGUUGGAUUAAUUAAAGAAAUGAUUGCCAAGUUUCAAGAAGAACUUCCCCUGUAUUCUCUGCCAUCAUCUGAUGAGGCACGGCAGGUAGACUUGCUAGCCUAUAUUGCAAAAAUCACUGAAGGUGUCUCAGACAUAAAUUCAAGAUGCUGGGAAAAUCAUGAGACUAAAACAGUUAAUAAAAUUACCGUGGUUGGAGGUGGGGAGUUAGGCAUUGCCUGCACAUUAGCACUUUUAGCAAAGGGCAUUGCAGACAGGCUGGUCCUCUUAGACCUCUCAGAAGGAACUAAAGGAGGAACAAUGGACCUUGACAUCUUCAGGCUGCCUAAUGUGGAGAUCACCAAAGAUUUGUCUGCCUCUGCUCAUUCCAAGGUGGUGAUCCUCACAGUCAAUUAUUUGGGUAGUUCUCAGUCCUACAUCGAUGUGGUGCAGAGCAAUGUUGAUAUGUUCAGAGCCCUUGUCCCAGCUCUGGGACAUUAUAGUCAACAUGGUGUCCUGCUUGUUGCAUCUCAGCCAGUGGAAAUCAUGACCUAUGUGACAUGGAAGCUGAGUGCAUUUCCUGAAAAUCGAGUGAUUGGAAUUGGAUGUAAUCUGGAUUCACAGAGAUUACAAUAUAUUAUUACAAAUAUUUUGAAAGCACAAACUUCAGGAAAAGAAGAAGUAUGGGUUAUUGGUGAGCAAGGAGAGAACAAAGUGCCCACAUGGAGUGGCCAAAAAGAAGCAAUGAGUCAGAACUCUAAGGUGCAGCUUUCCAACAGAGCCAUGGAACUGUUACGGGUGAAAGGUCAAAGAUCCUGGUCUGUUGGACUGUCAGUAGCUGACCUGGUUGACAGUAUUGUGAACAAUAAAAAGAAAGUGCAUUCUGUGUCAGUUUUAGCAAAGGGAUAUUAUGAUAUAAAUAAUGAAGUAUUUUUAAGUUUGCCUUGUAUCCUUGGAAACAAUGGGGUAUCUGAAGUCAUCAAAACCACAGUGAAAGAAGAUAUAGUGACUGAGAAACUCCAAAGCAGUGCCUCAUCAAUCCAUGGUCUCCAACAGCAGUUAAAACUUUGAUCCUAAAGCAUGGAGUUACCCAAAAGGAAAGGUCAUCUGGUUUUGCCAACAAAAAAGAAGUUGAAAACUUCUCUGUCUUAUUAGUUAUUCUUACAAACUGCUUGGUUAAGAUAGAUGACUUCUUAGUUAGUUUUGUAAUUUGAAUCCGUAGAGUUAGAUAGGAGAUGGAAAAAAACACUAAUUUUCUUUGGAGUUUUCAAGAUCUGUAUGCCAUCUUUAAACCUAUAGCAGCGAUAAACACUUAUCUGCAAUAUGCGUUAUUUUAAAUUGUGUACCCUAAACUAGAAGCACAUUGGGAGUAUUUUGAAAGUGAAACAUUUUUUAAAGAAAAUUAUUCUUUGGCUUUUAUCUUAAAAACAUAAACAGCAAAAGGCCCGGUAUGGAUUUACAAAGUCCGUAGAUGUACAUGCAUAG
Orycteropus afer afer is the source of this 1833-nucleotide messenger RNA. RefSeq names its product UEV and lactate/malate dehyrogenase domains (gene UEVLD). NCBI's taxonomy places the organism in Eukaryota, Metazoa, Chordata, Mammalia, Tubulidentata, Orycteropodidae. Gene Ontology annotation, biological process: protein transport; endosome to lysosome transport; carboxylic acid metabolic process. The record is from RefSeq and is a predicted model, not a curated record. Gene Ontology annotation, molecular function: ubiquitin binding; oxidoreductase activity, acting on the CH-OH group of donors, NAD or NADP as acceptor. Gene Ontology annotation, cellular component: ESCRT I complex.